Maudiozyma barnettii is the source of this 1578-nucleotide messenger RNA. It is a transcript of the gene CCT2, whose product is annotated as chaperonin-containing T-complex subunit CCT2. Gene Ontology annotation, molecular function: ATP hydrolysis activity; ATP binding; ATP-dependent protein folding chaperone. The coding region runs from base 1 to 1578 and encodes 525 amino acids. The record is from RefSeq and is a predicted model, not a curated record. Lineage: Eukaryota; Fungi; Ascomycota; Saccharomycetes; Saccharomycetales; Saccharomycetaceae. The transcript has a single exon. Gene Ontology annotation, biological process: protein folding. Gene Ontology annotation, cellular component: cytosol; chaperonin-containing T-complex.
AUGAGUGUACAAAUUUUUGGUGAUCAAGUCACAGAAGAAAGAGCUGAAAACGCUCGUAUGUCAGCGUUUGUCGGUGCCAUUGCCGUAGGUGAUUUGGUGAAGACAACAUUAGGCCCAAAGGGUAUGGAUAAAUUAUUACAAAGUGCUUCUAGUGAUAGAUCCUUGGUAACUAACGAUGGUGCCACUAUUUUGAAGUCUAUUCCUUUGGAUAACCCAGCAGCAAAGGUUUUAGUGAAUAUUAGUAAAGUUCAAGACGAUGAAGUUGGUGAUGGUACCACCAGUGUCACUGUAUUAAGUGCAGAAUUAUUAAGAGAAGCUGAAAAGUUGAUUGAACAAUCGAAGAUCCAUCCACAAACCAUUAUUGAAGGUUAUAGAAUUGCAUCGCAUGCAGCAUUGAAGGCAUUAGAAAGUGUUGCUGUUGAUAAUAAGAAUGAUAAAGUUAAGUUCCGUAAUGAUUUGAUUCAUAUUGCUAAGACUACAUUAUCGUCCAAGAUUCUAUCACAGGAUAAAGAACAUUUUGCUGAAUUGGCAACAAACGCUAUUCUUAGAUUAAACGGUUCUACAAACUUAGACCAUAUUCAAGUUAUCAAGAUUCAUGGUGGUCAAUUAUCAGAUUCUUUCUUGGAUGAAGGUUUUAUUUUAGAGAAGAAAUUUGGUAAUAACCAACCUAAGAGAAUUGAAAAUGCAAAGAUUUUAAUUGCUAAUACUACCCUUGACACAGAUAAAGUUAAAAUCUUUGGUACCAAAUUUAAAGUGGAUUCUACUUCCAAAUUAGCACAACUUGAAAAAGCUGAACGUGAAAAGAUGAAGACUAAGAUUGAAAAAAUUGCUCAAUAUGAUAUUAAUGUCUUCAUUAACAGACAACUGAUCUAUGAUUACCCUGAACAACUUUUGACCGAUCACGGUAUUAAUUCCAUCGAACAUGCUGAUUUUGAAGGUGUUGAAAGAUUAGCAUUGGCUACUGGUGGUGAAGUUGUUUCUACUUUCGAUAAUCCAGAAAAAUGUAAAUUAGGUGAAUGUGAAUCCAUUGAAGAGAUAAUGAUUGGUGAAGGUACUUAUACAAAAUUUAAUGGUUGUAAAGCUGGUGCAGCUUGUACAAUUAUCUUAAGAGGUGCUACUGAUCAAUUAUUAGAUGAAGCUGAAAGAUCCCUGCAUGAUGCUUUAUCGGUUUUAUCUCAAACUACAAAGGAAACAAGAACUGUUCUAGGUGGUGGGUGCGCAGAAAUGUUGAUGUCUAAAGCUGUUGAUACAGCUGCACAAAAUGUCGACGGUAAGAAAUCAUUGGCCGUCGAGUCGUUUGCUCGUGCAUUAAGACAAUUACCAACCAUCUUGGCUGAUAAUGCAGGUUAUGACAGCAGUGAGUUAGUCUCUAAACUAAGAUCUAGUAUUUAUAAUGGUAUAUCUACAGCUGGUUUAGAUUUAAACAGCGGUAUCAUUGGUGAUAUGAGAGAAUUGGGUAUAAUAGAGAGUUAUAAACUAAAGAGAGCUGUUGUCAGUUCUGCAUCAGAGGCUGCUGAAGUGUUAUUAAGAGUUGAUAACAUUAUUCGUGCCAAGCCAAGAACAGCAAACAGACAAUAG